Messenger RNA from Suncus etruscus (white-toothed pygmy shrew), 922 nucleotides. RefSeq names its product cyclin D3 (gene CCND3). Lineage: Eukaryota; Metazoa; Chordata; Mammalia; Eulipotyphla; Soricidae. Gene Ontology annotation, cellular component: cytoplasm; nucleus; cyclin-dependent protein kinase holoenzyme complex. The record is from RefSeq and is a predicted model, not a curated record. The coding region runs from base 27 to 905 and encodes 292 amino acids. Gene Ontology annotation, biological process: positive regulation of G1/S transition of mitotic cell cycle; regulation of cyclin-dependent protein serine/threonine kinase activity; mitotic cell cycle phase transition. Gene Ontology annotation, molecular function: cyclin-dependent protein serine/threonine kinase regulator activity. The transcript is spliced from 5 exons.
UCCCUCGUCCGCCCGCCCGCCCGGCCAUGGAGCUGCUGUGCUGCGAGGGCGCCCGGCAGGCGCCCCGGGCCGGGCCCGACCCCCGGCUGCUGGGCGACCAGCGCGUGCUGCGGAGCCUGCUGCGCCUGGAGGAGCGCUACGUGCCCGGCGCCUCCUACUUCCAGUGCGUGCAGAAGGAGAUCAAGCCGCACAUGCGGAAGAUGCUGGCCUACUGGAUGCUGGAGGUGUGCGAGGAGCAGCGCUGCGAGGAGGAGGUCUUCCCCCUGGCCAUGAACUACCUGGAUCGCUACCUGUCCUGCGUCCCCACCCGCAAGGCCCAGCUGCAGCUCCUGGGCUCCGUGUGCAUGCUGCUGGCCUCCAAGCUGCGCGAGACCAAGCCCCUGACCAUCGAGAAGCUCUGCAUCUACACCGACCACGCCGUGUCCCCCCACCAGAUGCGGGAUUGGGAGGUGCUGGUACUGGGGAAGCUCAAAUGGGACCUGGCUGCUGUGAUUGCCCAUGACUUCCUGGCCCUGAUUCUACACCGCCUGUCUCUGCCUCGAGACCGCCAGGCCCUGGUCAAAAAGCAUGCCCAGACCUUUUUGGCCCUUUGUGCUACAGAUUACACUUUUGCCAUGUACCCGCCUUCCAUGAUCGCCACGGGCAGCAUCGGGGCUGCCGUGCAGGGCCUGGGGGCCUGCUCCAUCUCGGGAGACCAGCUCACUGAGCUGCUGGCUGGAAUCACUGGCACCGAAGUGGACUGCCUGCGGGCCUGCCAGGAGCAGAUCGAAGCCGCCCUCAGGGAGAGUCUCCGGGACGCGGCCCAGCCCUCCGGCAGCCCAGCACCCAAGGCCCGCAGAGGCUCCAGCAGCCAGGGGCCCUCCCAGACCAGCACCCCCACAGACGUCACUGCCAUCCACCUGUAGCCACUGCCACCCACUCC